UCCAUUCCGGCCCGUGCCUGGCACGCGGCGCUGGCAGCACUUGUGCGUUUUUUGGGAUUGUUUGGUACUUUUACCGUUUUAUUGCGGAAUAUUUUGAAAGUUUGCAUUAUACUCAAUAUGUUUCGUAAUAUUACCCGCAAAUUAAUUAUUCUAAGUGAUUAAUUUUAUUUCAUGGAAAAUUUUGCGAGAGUCAACCGAAUUCAGUUUUAUCUCAAAGUAACCACUGAUUAUCAUAAGAUAUGCAAAACCCUUUAGGAUGCAUCAGUAUUUUCCCCGUGAUAUUACUGCUACUUUUUCCAGCUCUAAGAGUCGGUACGAGUGCAUUCCACGAUAUUGUGGCAAAAGAAGAAUACAUCGACAGAUCGAUAUUUUUAGAAUAUUUCAUGGCCGUAUAUUCCCAGCCGGUUUACAUAACGGCGCCAAGACAGUUCGGAAAGUCGACCCUAAUCAGUAUGAUGGAGCAAUUCUACGACGUGCAUACGUAUCCCAACGGGACGCCGGUAGCCAAUCAGAAAGAGCACAGAAAUUACGGUGUAUUCACCAACGUCUACAAUAGGGGCAACAGACAACUCAAACUAGACAUCGCAAAUUCCAGGGCCUUCAACGAACACUUCGGAAAAUACCCCGUCCUCAAACUCGACUUUAGCAACCUCACCGUCGAAACUCAUAUGCAAUUUUUAAUAUCCCUUCGAUCCGAACUCCAGAAAACCUUCGAAAAAUAUAGGAUCCUUUUAAAUUCAACCAUGAAGCUCCACAAGUACGCCUCCGAGAUCCUGACCGGCAAUUUUACAAACAUAAAAGACGAGCGAAAAUUCCGAACGAGUCUGAUUAUAGGAACAAGUAACCUAACGAAAACUAUAUUCCACCAUUUCGAACAGCGAAAAAUCAUGGUGCUCAUCGAUGCUUUCGACGCACCGGUCUCUAAAUGGCUGGUGAGCGACUGGAAAGCGGUGGAGUACGAAAUCUUGAAGACCCACGAGACAAUGUGCGACUUUAUCGCGAGCUUGUUCCUUAAUUUAAAAAACUUUCUGGCCGCCGGGUUCUUAACUGGUCGCACGCGGCAUGGCAAUAUUUACGCCCACCGCGCUGAAGUAAUUAGCUACAUCCGGUUCACGGAGAAUGCCCGAAUUGCGUCGGCUUUCGCGCUAACCGAAGCGAACGUCGAAAACCUCCUACAGAUCCACGCGUCAUCGAAUAUUAGCCUCAAGAUGCUAAAACAUUUUUUCGGUGGCUACGCCGUCCAAAAUAGCCCAAAUCUCGUGCUCAAUACUAAUUUAACAAUCGAAAGCAUAAAAAAAGAUGAUCUUGUGGCACCGCGGGAUUUAGAUCACAAGGGUUUCUCGCACGCCUUGAGAUUCGAUCACGCCGGUCUGGAGAUCCUUCGUGUUUUUGUGGGGGAAAAUGUCACCACAUAUUUGUCCAAUAAGAUCGGUCUUCUUAACCUCAUGGACCUGAACGAUAAUUUCCUGCCUCUUUCGGCGAUCAACACAACGUGGAAGAACUAUUCGCGAGAGAACGUCCAGAGACUUACCGAGUACAUGCACGAUUUGGGGUGCUUUACUACGAAACGUGGGGUUGCCAAAGGGUGGGUUGAGCUCAAGACCCCUAACGUGGAAGCCUUUGAAAGCUUACUUCAGGAAAUGACAAAGGCGGUCAAAAACGAGUUUAACCUUCAAGAGGACGACAUGAAGGCUCUGCAAUACACGUUCUUUAAAUUGAGUGACAGCGCGAGUCGGUUCCAGAAUUUUAUGGAUUCGGUGCAGACGUUGUUCAAAAGUGUGGGGGACGUAGAAGCGUCGAAAAUUCGAGGGGUUUUGUUUUUGGUGUUGGUUCGGACCUUCAGUGUGCACCAGGCUAUUAAUUAUACCAGUGUUCGAGGAGAAGAUGUACAGGAGCCUCUUGUAGGAGGGUUGAAUUUUCUGCUUCCUAUGAGCGAGUCAGGGGUUGUGCUGGAGGUCCAGGUCAAUAGCUCUGCACUGAGUGUAUUUCAACGACUAGUGGAUGAGCAUGAUGCCGGUCAGCGGGUGUCUGAAGCCAAAAAUCGGAUUUUAGUUGGUAUCAAUUAUGAACCUGCGCAUAAAAGAUUUUCGGGUGUAUUCUCGUUCAACAGUGAGAAGCCUAAUACCGAAUCAGUGACCAAACUGUCUAACACAUAAUUGGAUGAGGAGUGCGAGGUGAUUUAUUUAAAAAGUAAAUAGUUUAAAGUUUAGUUAUCAUAAGUUUAGAUAACAUAGUUUUAAGUAUAGUCUAAAGUUUUGAAACUAUUAACUAUUGUGUGUUCCAAAAGUCCAACUCUUCCUCCUCUAAUUUUUGAACCGUUCGAGAUUAAAAAAUGAAACUUUGGGGAAGUUUGCAUUCAUAGGGGACCUCUUCUAUUAUAGGGGUUCUUUAGGGAGGGGGAUAGAAACGCCCGCGAAGUUUUGUUUUUUCAUAUUAAACGGUUCAAAAGUUAGAGGAGAGAGCGGGACUUUUGGAACACCCUGUAUUGGAUCUAUAAAAUGUGUGUGUUGUUUCUCUAAUUUAGGCUCAAUUAUGUCUGAAUCCAUCCACUCCUAACAUUUUACUCAAUCGCCUAGACGGCUUUUUCGGGUUUUUAAUUUUUGAUUUAAUUAAGAUGAGUUAACGUACAAUUUAUCGGGCAUGUUUGCCCAAAAUUAAACUUUGUGCAAAAGAAUGUAUUGGUGCUAAAAAAUAAUGUGCAAAUGUACGAAAUCAAAAGAAACUGGGGGUUACAAGACCCGUAUGCAUCUUUAAUUCACAUUGAUUAACUUUAUUUUUUUAAUAAUUAUUUUUUGCAUAGAGACAUUCAAAUGAAAUAACUCGAAAAGAACUAUGUCUUUCCUUAA
Messenger RNA from Bemisia tabaci, 2846 nucleotides. NCBI's taxonomy places the organism in Eukaryota, Metazoa, Arthropoda, Insecta, Hemiptera, Aleyrodidae. The record is from RefSeq and is a predicted model, not a curated record.